Molecule: messenger RNA, 648 nt
Organism: Sclerotinia sclerotiorum 1980 UF-70
Lineage: Eukaryota; Fungi; Ascomycota; Leotiomycetes; Helotiales; Sclerotiniaceae
Exons: 3
Coding region: 1-648 (215 amino acids)
Cellular component (GO): cytoplasm
Molecular function (GO): glutathione binding; glutathione transferase activity
Source: RefSeq, a predicted model, not a curated record
AUGGUACUCAAACUCUAUGGUAUGGCUCGAGCAACUUGCACUCAGCGAGUACUCACUGUACUCGCUGAGAAAGACAUCGAUUACGAGCUCAUCUCUGUGAAUAUCUUCCAGGGAGAGCAGAAGCAGCCUUCGUGGCUUGAGAAGCACCCUUUCGGAAAGGUCCCCUUGCUCGAUGAUGAUGGUUUUUUGAUUUAUGAGAGCAGAGCCAUAUGCAAAUAUCUUGCACGAAAGUACGCUGAUAAGGGUACGAAACUUAUUCCCGCCGACGGAGAUUUAAAAGCCUAUGGGCUAUUCGAACAAGCUUGCUCAUUGGAACAGUCUUACUUCGAUGUUGGUAGCUUUGGUGUCUGGUUUGAACAUGUCAUCAAGCAAGUGAAAGGAUUGGGCGCCACCAGCCCGGAAGCUGUUCAACAACAUCUCCAGGGACUCGAAAAGACUAUCGCUGCAUACGACCAAAUACUCUCGAAACAAAAGUAUCUCGCGGGAGAUGAGCUCACUUUGGCUGAUUUGUACCAUUUGCCACAUGGUACGCAGGCAUUGACAUGGGGACUCCAAGACAUACUUGGAAAGUAUCCUCACGUGAACAGGUGGUGGGAGGAACUUCAAGCUAGAGAAAGCUGGAAAGGAGUAGUUGCAGCCGCUGUUUAG